Epithele typhae is the source of this 651-nucleotide messenger RNA. RefSeq lists its product as uncharacterized. The transcript has 2 exons. The record is from RefSeq and is a predicted model, not a curated record. Lineage: Eukaryota; Fungi; Basidiomycota; Agaricomycetes; Polyporales; Epitheliaceae. The coding region runs from base 1 to 651 and encodes 216 amino acids.
AUGCCGGAGCAUCCCACGACCUUCUCCGUAUCGACGAUCAAGACCGUCGCGCGAGACGUCGCUCUCGCGCUCAGCGACCAGCAGACCUAUGCCGUCGUCGGCAGCGCCGCGUGCAUCCUCCUCGGCCGCGAAGCAUCCACCUCCGACUUCUCCAUCGUCGUCCCGCGCGGCGGCACUCUCGACGCACGCAGCCUCCUCAAAGCCGCGCCACCCUUUGCCGUCGCCCCGCUAACGCGCCACACCGCCCACGCGCAGACGGGUCUCGCCGUCGACAUCCUCGCGCCCCCGAUGAUGUUCCCCGGCGCGUUCAAUGCGGAGACCACUGUCGUCGAGCUCGACUUCGAGGAGCGGGCGCGUGGGACGGUGCGCGUGCUCCACCCGCUCCUGCUCCUGAACGCGACCUGCUCGAUGUUGCCGCGGCGCGCGGCGCAAGAGCAGAUGGCGCGCGACGCGGAGGACGUCGCGUUUCUGCUCGAGUGGUGCGUCCGGCGGCGGGUGGAGGUGAAUCCGGCGUGGGUGCCGGAGGUCACGCCGGAGUUGGCGGAGUACACGGUCGCGCAGGGGUGGAUCGAGCAGGAGCUGUGGUUGGAAGCCGCGGCCGCCGCGGGGUUUGUGCUGGGCCGGGGGUGGCCGUCACGAGAGAUCCAUUGA